This is a messenger RNA of Halichondria panicea, 5685 nucleotides long. RefSeq names its product U1 small nuclear ribonucleoprotein 70 kDa-like. Bases 92 to 1156 code for a protein of 354 amino acids. The record is from RefSeq and is a predicted model, not a curated record. The transcript has 8 exons. Lineage: Eukaryota; Metazoa; Porifera; Demospongiae; Suberitida; Halichondriidae.
UGCUGGAUGCACGUGAUCUAUCAAUGUUUAUGGUAAGGGUCGAUGGAUAAAAACCCAGGUUAAAUGCUGUCCAGAGAUCUGUCGAACAGCCAUGUCAGGGAGACGUAGUAGAAGCAGAUCACCACGAAGAAGGAGGAGGAGCUCCCAUUCUCCGUACACUUCGAGGCGGCGAUCUGACGGGGAUGGUUCUCGAUAUAGUCGGAGGAGCGAGCGCCAUGGUAGGGAGAGAGUGCCCAGCUUAUCAGAUCAAUGGGCACAUGACAGAUACAGGAGCCCUGGACACAACAGAGAGGAGAGUGGUGAGUCAAAGCCAGUGAAUGUUGACCCUCCAAUGGAUAGCCACACAACUACACGACUAGACAAGUCUACAGACCAGGAAAACCAUCAGGACAAAUUAGGGGAAAGGCCAUCGAGGCCAGAAAGAGGUGGUGCCAAAAGGCUGAACUCUUUUGUGCAGAAAGAAAAGAAUGUUUUAUUCCCAUCUGGAAGCAACACUGUGAACAGAGGACGUGACAGGGUCCGUGACAGGAGUUGGCGUGAGGAACGUGGGCGUACUGAGGGGCGAGGUCAAGCGGGAAGACGCUCAGAAGGAAUCCUAUCGAGAGAGACUAUGGAGGAGAAUGGAAAUAGAGGAGAGAGAAGACAAUCGGAGACUUUAGUGGACCCUCAGGAAGUGCCCCGAGCUGGUUACUAUUUUGAGCAUGAUGAUCGAGAUGCCCCCCAGCCCUCACAGAACAGGACCAAUUCAGAUUCUCGAAGACAAGAGAGAAGGAAUCAACACUCUCCAGAAAGGUGGACUAGAGGCAGAGACUCUAGGGACAGGUCUAGAUCCUCAUAUAGAGGUAGGGACACUUGGGACCGGCAAUCUGACAGACGUAGGGUGCGUGACUGGGGUAGGGAUCCUCCAAGGGAAAGACUCGGCAGAGGCAUUAAUCGUUCAGACCGGAGUGAAAGGAGACACAGUGGUGGCAGAGACAGGAGCCCAGUACAAUGGAAGCACGAUCUCUUUGAGACGGUUGACCAGCCCCUAGAACCUGAGCAGGAGGCUGUUCCUAAAUGGGGAUCCAAGACUUUGGAAGAGGGUAUAGAAGACUUUGAUAUUGAUGAUUUGUUGUUGAUGGACAAUCCCAUUGUAAAAAUGGAACUUGAUGUGUGAAUCAUACAGGUCUUUCUUUCAUAUUGUACAUAAUAAUUAUACAGAUUCGACUAUAGAUACUCAAUUAAUCCAAGACUUUGGAAGAGGGUAUAGAAGACUUUGAUUUGUUGUUGAUGGACAAUCCCAUUUUUAAAAUGGAACUUGAUGUGUGAAUCAUACAGGUCUUUCUUUCAUAUUGUACUUAAUAAUAAUUAUACAGAUUCGACUAUACUAAACACUCAAUAAACAUUUGUUCUUUUCACAAACUGUAAACUACAGGUGAGAGUACUCAUGUACUUCAAGGAAACACUAAACACUCGUUAAAGUCUUACAAGUUAUGUAAAGCCGCAAGCUUAAGCACUGUACUGUUUCGGCAUUCCAGCAACAAUGUUCAUCUCAAUUCCACAGUUUUCUCUUUCUUCACCACGGAUGAUGUUAAAGAAACCUAGAGAAAACAAUAUAAAAGAGUGAUGAAUGUUAUGAGCUGAUUAAUUUCAGUCCGAGUACUUAUUAAAUUGUUGGGUGUGGCCAACACUCAAUGUGCUGUCUAUGGUGCUCAGGCUCCCAGUAUUCUUCUACUUACCAUGCAUCCUAAAACAUCAUAAUCAUCGUGGGGUAAAAAAAUUAGAAAACGGUGAGUAAAAAAAUUCACUUGAGCGUUUUGGUAAGUCGCAUCUACGGUUUUUUGAGGGAAAAUUGCGUGAGGUCAGCUUGCCCACGAAAAUUACCCACUAUACGGUAUGCUCUAGCUAGGAGUAGAACCAAGUUUAGCACAACCCUGAAGUUGUCAGCCACUCGGUACCAGCAUAGAUUGAAGACAGAGGGAUUGGCAACGGAGGCAGUUCACAUGAUGCUUUUACAUUGAGUGUACACAGAUGGGGCUGAAAUCAUCUGUGUUUCACCCUAAAACUCCCGCGAAACUUAUUGUGUUUAAUGCAUGCUUCUCAAAGGCCCCUCCAACAUAAUUUGGAAAGGAAGAAAACAUAAUCAUGAUUGUUGUAAAGUAGCUAGAGGUACAGAGCACGUUUUCAUGCUUGUGUUCCUAUAGCACCUAUGAUAUAAGCUAAGGUCGUGUUACUAAGUAGUGUGCUGUGUGCCAAAUGGCCUUAAGCAUGAGGUUAAGUCGAGCAGACUUUUUACAGACAGCAAAAAAAAAACAAUGCUCAUGAAUUAUUCAUGUUUAGACUCCACGUUGGGAGUAAGCCUCAAUUAAAACCUCCCUCUCUCUUCAAUCUAUGGUACUGGUACCGUAUGUUUAAACAAUGCAGAUUCUUAUACCAAAAUGGAUAGUAUGUACUGAACCCCUUAUUUUUACGAUUGUGGUAAAAUUAGAGUACAAAGUUUGGCACAAAAUGGUACAAUACAUUCCAUCUCACCUUUGUUUCCCCAGUCGACAUUCCAGGAGUUUGCAACGGUCCAGUAAUCGGUGCCAUUAUCGGUGCCCCAGCCCAGGAUCUUGAUGGCAUGGCCGCCAAGCUCUUUACCAGUGGUAUGCUUGUACACACCUGAGAGAAAUGAGUGCAUUGAGUAGCUUGCCACCACAUGGUUCAGUUAUAUACAUAGAAAAUGACCAUUUGGGAAAAAGUAAAAAACCGGUUAUAUACUUAUUUUUUUACGAUAAAGGAAGGGCAUCAAUUAUGAGUAUAGAAAGUUUAAAUGUACCAGAUUUGUAGGAAAGGAAGUCCGCAUAGACAGUGAACGCUCCCUCGACAGGGCCAUUGGUCAUUAUCUCAGUCUGGAUAUGUUCCACUGCGGGACUGACGCCGUAGGAAGUGGCUCCGUAGUGCAAGUCCUUCUCAAAAGUAACGGUAUAGCCAUCCUCACAGGUCUUCUUGCAUUUAGGAGUGCGUUCUUCUGGCCCACAAGGUGACUUGGUGCCUAAAAAUGAUGACACAAUAACACUAUAUCGUACAGUAGAUUAUCUUCGGGGAUUUUAUUUUCGAGGAUAGAGGUUCAAAUGACCACACCCCACAGUAGAGGUCUUGCAAUGCCGGAAAUCAAUCGCCAAAAACCGCAAAAAUAACCAGCUAACUGUUGUGCUUGUUGAAAUAGUAUGGAUAUAGAGGGACCUGGUAAGUCUGGCGAUCUACCUCACACUUAGCAAAAACACUGCUAGCACUAUGACAUACCAUUGACAUGGUGAUCACAUGAUGGAACCUCGUAUGGCUGACAUCCCUCCUUGGAAUUGUACUGCCCGCCAGUGACAAGACCAUGACUCUUCCAGUAGCUCCUGGAAAUGUAGGGCAAGAAAGGACGUAAUUCACUGACAGAUACUCCAGCACAUUAGAACUUACCAUGCUGCUUCUAGGUAGCCACCUCCGCAUCUGAACGAAACACAAAAGUAGUAAAGUAGUAUAAUGAAGCAGCGUGGGGGCAGGUGCUGAUGCCUCGGUGGAAGCGCCAAAGCUACUACUGUAAUACUUUUUAUACUUUUUUACACACAUUAUAAUUAUCAUGAUCAACAUUUUUGCAUGCUCAAAGAGUGGGUAAUGAUCGACCAUGAUUGCUUUAAAAAACGAUUGAUGCCAAAAGUUCAAGUCUAAAAACUAAUGGCUGCAUCAGCAGAGCCUUGCAGCUAUUUCUCACUCUUGCAGCUACCAAUAGCUAGCGUUCUAGUGCAGAGCUAACUCUAACUACUAAGUAGAGUAGCAACACUGUAGGUGAAUAAGUUUUGCUAAGCACUCUUCUGAAAAGGCAUUCCAAGUAAGCAAAACUAGGCAUAACUCGAGAAUGAAGCAUUAUUUUGCAAAUCCACUCCAAGAAAACACGACUAGAAGCCUAUAGAAAUUCUUACUUACAGUUCAUUGAUCGUUCAGCAGCUGUAGCAGUACACACACACACACACACACUACCAUAUACCUCGCUUGCGCGUGCGCACUGAGGUAUAAUUAUAGUAGCUGUACUCAUGAUUUAAAUCAGAUAGAGGCUCACCCAUUGCCACACAUUUCACAGCAAGAAUUUAGCUCAUUAGCAGAUAUGUGAGUUUUCUCUUGGAAAUGGAUACAGUAACGGUCAGUCAUGGCCUCAACUGCACCAAAAGCCUGCACAGUCAUUAUCAAUUCAGAGAGUAAAUUCAUACUUCGCAAUAAUAAUUAUACACACUCCCACAGUCGGCACACCGCGCCGGUUAAAUAAACACGGUAAGUUCAUUCGUUUUGCCUUAAUUAUAAAUAACGAUUUAAGGCACUGGGUAAUUUUCUGACCAACAAUAAUUAUUUUUAUGUAAUGUCCUAAAAUGGAGGUCAAAAUGCAGCCCCCACUAGCUUAGAUAGAGUAGAGAAGGAUUGGAAACGGAUAGUACCUUCGAAGUACCAUCCGUGUAUCUCCGCGGUUUAAUCGAGGCUUACUUUUUAACACGAGGGCUAAACAUGAAUGAUUCAUGGGAAUUGCUUUGCUCUCUUUUAAGAACUCCACGAGCAGUGGAAAAUUGAGCCCCUCGAAAAUUUCGCGCUAUACGGUAUUCAUUUUUUUGGGCUGGCUGUUUUGCAAAUCUACAAUUUCUGUUUGAUGUUUUUUAUGAUAACAGAAUUUUUUGGUAAGUAGCUAGAGGUACAGAAACAUUGUUUUCACUAUUUCAGGACGUUUCUGCACCAAUAACACCUAUAAUAAAUAAGUAGUAUACUGUGUGUCAUAGCCUGAAAUAUCAAACAGUAAAAAGUUCAGCAGCAGGAUUCUCACACCUAGUAAGACAAUCAUUUGUAUCUUUUUGGCCAUUUUUUCCAUGUACAGUAGGCGGCCUCGAUUAACCUCGCAAGCAACGCAGAUAGUUUUCGAGGCACUAAGUGUUUCCAAUCCUUUUAUCUAUGGUGGCUGACAAUAAUCCACGUGGGUGUGUUGACCACGCCCCGUGCAUAACCUCUACCGUAUAACGGGUAAUUUUCGUCGGGUAAAAUAUUCGCUAUUUUCGUGGGCAAGCUGACCUCCACGAAAUUUUAAGGUAGGCGUGGCCUACCGAAACGUAGGAAUGCAGUGCAGGCCAUGAGACUAAACGAAAUUUUUACUCACGAAAACCACCGUUUUUCAAGUUGAACGAAUUUUUUACCCCACAAAAAUUACCCGCUAUACGGUAUUAAUUAAAUACGGUAACUAUUAAAGGAUCCAGGUAGAUCUAUAGGAUGACAUGCCAACUCACCCAGCAACUCCCACAGGAACCCUGGUCCCUGACCUCCAGUAUGGAGGGGCAGCUUGCCCACUCGGUACGAGAAUCGAAGGAGUCAGGGAUAUUUUUCAGCGGUGUGAUGUCUUUUUCAGGAAGUUUGGGACCACCAGAGAUAACUCCCAUUUGUCUACGGAUGGAAUGCUCCGAGAGCCCUUCAAACCUUCGGUUGAUGCCAGCCUUCCAUGUUGUUCCCAAGGAAUUAAUGUCAUCAGACAUCUUUUGCUGGUCCAUCAGCUCAGCAGAAGCUACUGCUAAUAGAACAGCAACAAUAGCUAUCUUCAACAUGUUUUCAACUCUUUGGGAAGUGAAGUAGAUGUAGGCCUACGUACUUAAUAACUCGCUGAGUAGCUCUGAAAUUCGUAGCUCUUUGCAUUAACUAACUGCAGGAAAA